AUGUCUGGGUUGUUAAAUUACCUCGGGCUGACGAAAAAGAAUGGCAAAUUAGUAUUUCUGGGUCUGGAUAACGCCGGUAAAACGACAUUACUGCAUAUGUUAAAAGAUGACCGUAUGGCGCAGCAUGUUCCCACUUUGCAUCCAACAUCUGAAGAGCUGUCACUUGGAGGUAUUCGUUUCACAACUUUCGAUCUUGGUGGGCACGAACAAGCCCGUCGAGUGUGGAAAGAUUAUUUCCCAGCAGUUGACGCAGUUGUAUUCCUUGUCGACUGCGCCGAUUUAGAUCGAAUCGAAGAAAGUAAACGUGAGUUGGAGAGUCUUCUAACUGAUGAACAAGUGAUAACUUGUCCAGUGCUUGUGCUCGGCAAUAAAAUCGAUAAACCGAAUGCGCUUGGUGAAGAACAAUUGAAAUGGCAUUUGGGUAUUGCCAAUGUGACGACUGGAAAGGGUCAGAUAUCGCGUUCAGACUUAUCCUCACGCCCACUAGAGGUGUUCAUGUGUUCGGUAUUAAGGCGACAAGGCUACGGUGAAGGUUUCAGAUGGCUAUCUCAAUAUCUUGAUUGAGUUUGAUUGAUUGAUUGAAUGUGAGUGUGUGUGUGAUAAAAAUAAUUUUCGAAUGAAAAUCUGAAAGGAGAAUUUAGGAAGCAUCAUUUCCGUUUUUGUCGAAUACAUGUACACGCUUUUCACCUCGUCUAUUCUUUGAAUGAAGUUAUCAAUGUGAUCAACUGUCCUCGUUUUCAUGAUGCUUUGUCAUAUCUAUUUGUUCAUUGGUUUAUUUAUUUCAUCUUCAAUUUCAAACGCUUUUUACCCUAAGUUUUCCUGAGAGCAUAUAUGAUCAAGGUAUUCUGUGCGAAUUUCUUGUAUUCAUUUAUACGCACACUUCGUUUUUAUUUUCUUGUAAUCUUUUGCCUUUCUUUAUGUGUUUAACGAAUUUCGAAAAGACUUGAAACGUAUUGCGAUAUAAUUGAAAUGUGAUGACAUGAUUAAAUGAUAAAC
Messenger RNA from Anisakis simplex (herring worm), 996 nucleotides. NCBI's taxonomy places the organism in Eukaryota, Metazoa, Nematoda, Chromadorea, Rhabditida, Anisakidae. The record is from the annotation of a GenBank genome assembly.